Loxodonta africana (African savanna elephant) is the source of this 12000-nucleotide messenger RNA. RefSeq names its product C-type lectin domain family 1 member A (gene CLEC1A). The coding region runs from base 4117 to 4845 and encodes 242 amino acids. NCBI's taxonomy places the organism in Eukaryota, Metazoa, Chordata, Mammalia, Proboscidea, Elephantidae. Gene Ontology annotation, biological process: signal transduction. The transcript is spliced from 6 exons. Gene Ontology annotation, molecular function: transmembrane signaling receptor activity. Gene Ontology annotation, cellular component: plasma membrane. The record is from RefSeq and is a predicted model, not a curated record.
AUUGAACCCGCCAGCUUCUCCAUGCAGAAAGAUGUGGCAGUCUGCUCCCUUAAAGAUUACAGCCUUGGAAACCCUAUGGGGAUGUUCUACUUUGCCCUAUACGUUUACUAUCAGCUCGACAGCAAUAGGUUUUUGUUGUUGUUGUUAUUAUAUUCCUUUCCUUGAGAAUUCCUAAGGUGUUCUGUUUACAAUUUUGUGAGUCAGCAUCAGAGAGGUAUUCCUUCAGUGUUUGUAUCUUAACAUGUCUUUUCCCUUUUGACCAUAUCCAGAUUUUCUUUACCUUUUUUUUUUUUUUACUGUUUUCCUCCUUUUUCAAAUAACUUUUCAACCUUUCCUCCAUUUCCGUUUACUAAAUGGAAUAAAUAAACCUUUCUGUUUACUUUCUAUGUAUUGUAUGAGCCUCCACCUGAGACCCACUGAUAUGACUUUUUGUUUCUAGACUACCAGUAAGAUGUUAAAGGUCAUUGGGGAUUUCCAGCCUCCUGAACAUGAAGCUGAGUGACAAAAGCAGGGAUGUUAGUUUCUGCAGUCACAGGAUAUGUGUAAUAGGAUACAAUAUGUUUUCCUCCAACAAAUCUUACAUGGAGUCAGCUCCUAAGGGUGUGGUUUUGAAUGGCCUGUGUAUAAUUUCAUUUUUCAUCUUUGACUGGAAGCAGGAACACUCACAAGGGUUAGCAACCUGCAUAAUCAGGGAACAGGGUGUACGAAUAAGUUCUGCUAAGAGUAGGGGGGAGGAGAAGGAGGUGGACUAUUAUAGAACGCUAACAGCAUCAUCUGGCCGUCUGUUUGUAAGAAACGGAAAUCAAAACAGUAGGAGUGAAGUUUACAAGAAGGUAUCUUGGGGCAAACAUCUGGAAAUAGUCAUCUUACCGUACAUGUAUGAUAUCUUUUUUUUUAAUCUUCUUGUGUAAUGCAAAUACUUACAGGAAUGUCUUUAUAGAAUCUUAUUUAUUUCUUAGCUAAAUAAAUCUGAUAUAACUUUGCUGUUAAAAUAACAGAGGCAUAGAGAUCACUCUAGGAAUUUCUUGGCAAUAUCAAUUAUCCAGAUUCAAAAUAAUGACUGGAAAAUUUAUAUUUUUUUCUCUAGAAUUAAUAAAAAUAAAUAACUUUACCUUUAAUAUUUAAAAAAAAUUCAAUCUAAUAAAUAUGAUUGUGUUAAAAGAUGUCAAACAAUUCAGUAAACAGAAAGUGAAAAUGAAAGACAAUGACAUUACACCAACUUUCCAGAAACUUCUGUUUGGAGUCAUGUUAUACAAGGCACAGUUCAAGUACUAGGUACAAGUACACAGUUCAAGUACUAAGAAUAUAGUGCCAAAGAUGAUUUGAUACCUAUUUAUGAGAAAGCUUAUAGCCUAAUACAGUUUUCAACUAAGAAAAAAAGUGGAAUCAGGUUCUGUGAUGGAAACAUGGGCAUGGUACAAAGGAUAGUUUACUCACUUUUAUCUGGUAAGGAUAGAGGGGUAGAGGAGGUCAGGAAAGGCUUCACAGAGGGAGACACCAUUGAGAAGAGUUGGUUUUAAGAUGUCCUACAUGAUACGGUGGCAGGAGUUGGGUGGGGGAUGUUGAGGGCAAUGUGGGGUACUACAAGCAGAGUGAGGCAUGAGAGGCAAACCAGGGAAAUUUUAAGUAACUUUGGGUUUAUAGGAAACUUAUAAGCAACAUAUUUUGGACGGGUAUUUUUUUUUUUUAUAGAGUUUAGGAGAAAGCUUGGCAACAGGCUGAGAGUUAAGGAGGGCCUUCUAUGCCGUCUUUAAACUUAGGGAAGACCUUUUAUGCAUACUGAGAUAUUUUGAGUCUACUUAGAAAGGAAUAUAAGUUCACUGAGGGAUUUUAAACAGAGAGUAACAUAAUCAAUUUUGUGUUUUUUGAAGACCAUCUUUGUUACAAUAAGGAGGAUGGAUUGAAGGAGCAUGAACGUGGAUGAACUGAUAACUGGUUUUUGCACUAGUCCAGACAUGAGGUUAGAAGAUUCUGAACUGAGCUAAUAUGGUAGGAAUAAGGAGGAGGAAUCAGAUAUGAAAAAAAGUAGAGGAGAUAGAGUUUAAAGUAUUGGUGAUUGGUUACAUGUAGGAAGACAAGCAAAGGGAGACCUUAGGUUGACUAGGUUCUGCCUGAUAUUAUGUAGAUGACGCUGCCAUUAACUAAGGUAGAAACUACAGGAGAAAUAGAAAAGACUAUAAAUUGAGCUUUAGGUCAGAGACCUUUAGGUGGAGGGACAUGCAGAAUUCUGAGCUACAUAAAUAUGUGGGAAAUAAAACAUUUAGGUAGUAAUUAAAAUGUAUAGGAGUGAAUGAAUGAGAUCACUGAGGUGGCCAUGUAAAAUGAAAAGACAAAGAAUAAAAGUGUCAAAAGAGAUUCUUAAGGAAUAUCAACAAAUGAAAGGCAAGAAGAGCAAGAGAGUCCAAAAGAACUACUAAGAUUGAGUUACACAAGAUGACAGAAGGAGGACCAGGAGGGAAAGACAUCCAGAGAGCCAGGAGACAGUAACUUCAAGAGUAAUGGAAAGGUCAAUGACAAUAAAAUGGUUAGUGAAUUAAAACAAAUAAAUAAUAAUACAUGAUAAAUAAGUUCAAGUAAGAGGAAGGCUAAACAUAAUUUAUUGUUUUGACAAUAAGAAGGAAAACUGAUUAUUGAUAAUUAUUGAUAGCAGUGGUUGAAAAGGUGAACUAGUAAGAUAAGCUAUAUAAUUCAUUUUCUUUUUUCUUCUUUUCUGAGGAGCCUGAAUAUAAAGAGAAGAGAUAAAGCGUUACUACACGGAUAUUACAGGGCUAAGAGAGAAAUUUUUUAAUUUUUUUUUUUUUAAGUUUUGGACAAUUCUAAUUCAAAGGUUAAAAAUAAAUGCAAGUAGAGCCCUUCACGUUAACACUACAGUGGAGAGAAAGGAUGAAUUAAUUGCUAAGACAAAAUUCCUACUAGAGACUAAAUGUGAUCCCACUAAGAGAACAUGAAAAACUGCUUGGGUUAAAAAAAAUACAAAACAAACAAAAAACCCUUAAUAGUCAAUUCAAUUUUUUAAUCAAUUCAAGUUUCGUCUUUGGCUUAGUCAUACUAAAUACCAAUAUUCUCCAUUUUUUCCCCAGAUUUUUAGCUUCCUCUCCUCAGCUAGAGCCUGGUCCCCUCACUGCAGAGCCAUGACCUAACUCAAGUCUAAUCAAUUUAAGGCAUCUUUAAAGUACAUCUACUAAGUACCAAACAUUAUGGUAGGCACAGGGGAGCCCGUAUUUCUGAGGUGCUUAGAGAAAUGGAAGGGGUAAUCUGAACCAAUAGCUAUAAUAGAAGGUCAUUUAGCACUAUUGAAGAAAUGGAGCGGGCCACAGAUACAAAUAGGAAUGAGUGAAUGACUGUGUUGAGUCAUGUAAAUGUUGCUAGAGCAGGUGGCAUUUAACCUGGGUCUUCAAAUCUGAGUCUAGGUUUUUUAGACAGAAAUAGGGGACACUGUGUGACUUUCUGAUACCAAGGGCCACAUGUGCAAAGAAAAAAACAGAGAGGCAAGAGCUAGCCUGGUGCACAUGUAAAGGGUGCAAAGUUUUAAGGAGUAAAAUUAAGGAAAAAAAAAAAACUAGCUUAGAGAGAAAGAAUGACAUGUGAAUUUGGGAUUGAAUUUUAGAUUAAGAUAAAAUAAUUUGGGGAUUUAUCUGCUGAGAAGGCUGUUGGGCUGAAGAGUGUUGUCAUCCGUGGGGGGAGAUGUCUGAGGAGGAUGUGGGAAGAUGAGGCUAAAAAAACAGGCUUAAAUAGUGGUGGCAUGAUUAAACAUGUACUUUAGAAAGUUAAAUGGAAAAGGUAUGGGUUCAGAUGGUUGUUACCAAGACAUUGCACACUAUGGGAGUGAAAAGUUGGAAGUGGUAGAACACUAGGGUCUUUUUAUAAUUCCAUUAUGGGGGCUUCUAUAAUGGAACUGUCAUAUAGGGGAAACUAUAAUUGUGAGAUUUGUUUGGCAUAGCAAAAUGACUGGAAAUGUUCAUCUCUGGAAUCAGGGUGAUUGAAUAGCACUUCUGGUUCUGUCACUUACUGCCUUUGCAAUCUUGAGCAAGUUAAUUAACUAUUUGAUGCUUCUGAAUUUUUAUCCAAAUAAACUUCAAAACUGUUUCUCUCUUGAAUGAUUUUUAGGAGACUCAAAUGAAAUACUAUGGCAUAUAUAACACACUCAAGCACCAGGCUCCUUCUUCAGUUUGGCGACCAUUGACCCUGACCGUGCUGACUUUGUGCUUGGUGCUACUGAUUGGCCUGGCAGCCCUGGGGAUUUUGUUUUUUCAGUUCUACCAGCUCUCCAUUACUCAGCAAGACAGCAUCUCUCAAAAGGAAGAAAGAUUAGGGAAUCUCUCCCAACAGUUGCAGUCUCUUGAAGCCCAGAACAGAAAGCUUGCAGCAACUCUUCAGCGUAUGGCUGAAAAUCUCUGCCGUGAACUCUAUAAUAAAACUGGAGAACACAGGUGCAGCCCUUGUCCGGGAAAAUGGAAGUGGCGUGGGGACAAAUGCUACCAAUUCUAUAAAGAAAGCAGGAGUUGGCAAGGAUGUGAAUAUUUCUGCAUUGCUGAGAACUCUACCAUGCUGAAAAUAAACACACAGGAAGUGCUGGAGUUUGCCAUGCCUCAGAGCUACUCUGAGUUUUUCUACUCUUAUUGGACAGGGCUUUCCCGCAACAGCAGUGGCAAGGACUGGCUGUGGAUGGACGGAACCCAUUACUCCUCUGAACUGUUCGACAUUGUAAUAGACUUCACCAGCAUCAGAAGCAGGGACUGUGUGACCAUCCUCAACGGGAAGGCUUUCUCAAAGGACUGCAGAGAGUUGAGGCGGUGUGCCUGUGAGAGGACAGCAGCAGCAGUGAGACCCGAGUGGCUCUAUUAGUGUCCCUGAAACUUUAGAUGUAGCUGAUAGACUCUCCAGCUACAACUACCAACAAAGACAAAAAAGGUCAAUGCAAAGUGUUCUUGUAACACCGGAAAAUGGAAAAUAAACAGGAAAGGCAAUCUCUCUGACUAGCACAAGUAGGGUCCGUUGUCACGUUUCCUGGUCAGGAUCACCAGUCUCUCUGAGCUUGGGUUGAUGCACAUAUUUACCAGUCAUAAAAAAAGCCCUAUUUCUCCAACCAGCCCCAGAAAACCAUAAACUCAUAAGCUUGUAAUCUGCCAUCUUGACUAAGAACUUUCUUUUUUUUUUCCUUUCUCACCGUCUAAUAUAAUCUCCCUGUUUCUAUGUCCUCUUUAAUAUUUGGAGAAAUGAGAAGCUUCCUGAAGUAGAAGAAAUAAAUGUGAAAUAAUAUCCUUUGCCCAGCAGUCAAGCAGCGCAUGAAAAAUUAGCAGUCACUCCUCAUUGUGUGCUAAGCAAAUACACAACUAAUUCUUUGUGUCUGUUUGUUUCUGUUCAAACCUUUCCCUUUCUCAUUUCUUCAAUAUAGCCCCUGUCUGUUAUAUCUAUGGCUACUUCCCAGUGGGGUUAACUCUCUUUAUUAGAGUCUUAAUUGGUUAGAAACAUACCUGUCUGUGUCCAUUUAUGACUCCACGAACUUCUCCUUUCCCUAGGAAGUUCUUCCAGGAAAGAAGUCAAUAUGAUUCAUAUCAGAAUUAUUGUCUUCUAUUGAAAACUCUGUGGGCCUUAAUUCUACUCUGACACACAUGGGGUCACCAUGAUUGGAAUAAACUCCAUGGCAACAUUUUUUUUUUUUUUAAUGCACCCUUCAAAGGGAUCAAAGACCAGAACAAAAUGCAAUCUUUUUAUGUGCACCUAUAAUGGUCUGGUUUCAACUCCUCUUUACUUCCAUUUGAUCCACUUUUAUACAUUUUCGGUACUGAAGAUUUAAUAAUAAUAAACAUGCAAAAUGUGAACUGUGUAUGACUUUAGCACCAAUUUGUGAUUUGGGGAAAUUCAGGGUAGGAUUGCUCUUCAAACACAAUAGCGUUCAGCAGUGUUUUACUUCUUUAUGCCUUACUGAUUGUGGGACCUCUACAAGAGUACUGAUCAUUUAGGGAAAAAAGUUCUUUGACAUACAAGUUGUUUUCAAGGGAACAGUUUUAACACCCUGCUAAAAUGGAAUCCCUUGAGGAAAGCUUAUGGCAUCAACACACGGCUGAAGGGGAGUAAACAGAGUUGCAAGAGGACGAAUUGUUUCCAGUCAGGCUCACGGAAGGUGAAAGAGAGAUUUUGGCAUCUGAAUAGCUGGGCUUGACUAGGCGCUUCUUUUCCAGGAAGAUGGUAUGCACAAAUAUGACAGGGGUCAUUGCAAAAGGCGCUGUCUGGACCGCUGACUUCACUGGUUUACAGAUAAGUUGAUUUAAGGGUUUGACAUUAGAAAGAAUAAUCUACUAAGGUCUUUACUUUUCAACAGUGGAAAGUUGGAUGCUUCAGUUUUAUUUUCAGUAACCAUCUGUCUUGUGGUGAAAUGACAACAAGUAAGAAAAAUAUGAUAAAAAGGACUUUUUCAUGUUUCUUUUCAUAAGACUAGGUUGCUUAUAAGUUAUUACCUGCAGACUUCUCUCCUGAGAACUUUCCUUUCUGUUUUAUCUUCUAUGGAUUAGGUAGGAAAUUCCUUCAGUGUCAAACAAAUUCUUUGGUGAUUUAUUGCGUGUUUGAUUUCUUGUGCAUCAAGGGUGAGAGGAUGAAGAUUUUAGACCUGCUAUUCUGCCUUACUUCUUGGGAAAAUUACUUCACUUAUCUUAGUUCCUUAAGUAUAAAGUGACAAUAUUUGUAAUUUCCUCCCAGUGUUACUGUUAGCUGAAAUAAGGUAAAUUUGAAGUUAUUUUCAUAACAUAUAGUGCAAUAUAAAAUGUAAGGGAUGUUAAGAAAAUGUAAAAAAAAAAAAAGAGAGAGAGAAGGAGAAUUUGGUGUUUAAUUUUUAAAGGUAGGAGAGUACAAAUAUAUGUAAACAACCUUCUUUAGAGACCUGUGCUCAUAAACAAGUUAUUGUGUGUGUGUGUGUGUGACUAUUAUCAAAUAUUUUCUAUGAUGAGAGUAAAUAUUCAAUGAAUAUGAUUAGCAUAAUAGACAUGUAACAAUAAGUGAAGAUUGAGCCUUUAAUUACAUAUUUGUUAUUUAAGGCUUGUUCCGUGCAGAAAGAAAAUAUGGUUAAUGUGAAAAGUUAAAUUUUCCAUUUAAAAAAAUGACUUUGUAGACUAAAUUGUAAAAUAAACACAUAGCACUCAAUUAAGUUUCUGGCCCCUGGCUUCCUAUAUAAUUGCAGGCUAGUUUGGGGAUGGAUGACAAGUGUCACUUUAAAUGCCAACUGCUCUGCAGAGUCCGGCUGCUUGGAGGGUGGGUAUUAAACAGUAUCCUCUCUCCAAAAUCUGGGACCUAACGGAAAGUAUCACUUUAGACAGAAAAAAAAGAAAAAGAAAAAGCGUUUAUUUGAAAUAUUUACUAUCCUUGAGCUAAUUUUUCUGAAUCAUUGCCCUCAAUCCCCUCAUCUGUAUAGCAAAACUAACAAUAUUGAUCACAGUGUGAACAAAUAUUUCAAAAGAGCAAAAAAGGAGAACAUCAACAUUAUUAGAAUAGGAAAAAUCAUAAAAUGACUUUAGUAAUACCACUUCCUGAAAGCAACUUUCAGCUGAGAAUCAGAGAAGGCAGCAUCAUCUGAAUUGGUUUUAUAAGAUGGGAAGACUUUUUCUCUUCCAGGCUUAUGCGCCUAGUAGGUAAUUGUGAAGACAUUGCAGGAAAAGUCAUUGCAGGGGCUUUCCUGGUGCGGCUGAGUUCCCCAGGGCCCGGAACGAGCCAUUCCUUUUCCGGGGGAUAUUGAACUAGUCCUCUGGACUUAUCAACAGGAAACAAGCCAUGAGCCCUGUAGGAGCGGGAAGUGUGAGAUGUGUGAUUGGGAGCUUUUAUUUGGGGAUACACACAGAUUAUAAACUGAGCAUAAGAGCUGAGUAGCUUGUCUCAGGGUUGGUCUUGAUGUUUAGGAGUCCUUGUAGUUUUUGAAGAAAACAAAAUUCAGUGUAAUAUAAAGUGCACAUGACUUUUUUUUUUUUACAAAUUUCAUUUUAUGAAUAGACUUUUAGAAUCUAGUAGUAUUUACUAUUAUUAUUCUCUCAGUAUUAUUUGAACUUUUUUUGUAUUGUACAUUUAAAGUACCUUAAACUUCUUCACAUUCGUAGGAACUCUUUGUUCCCCUUUUUCUCUUCCGUGUUUCAAGCUAACUCAGAACUCAGUGAGAUGAAUCAAAGAUACCCUAUUCAUUAGGGUACAGAACAAGUUUAUAGAAACGGUCGUCCAAGCAUUAAGGGCCAAACUCUUACCGCCACCCUGACACAAGCCUUGGGGUCACACAUAAGGUUUGCACUAGACUACUAAGCUAAAGGUUAGCAGUUUGAACUCACUCAGUAAUGCCAUGGAAGAAAGGGCUGGCAAUCUGCUUCUUAAAAGACUAUAGCCAAGAAAACCCUAUAGAGCAGUUCCACUCUGUAGCAUACGAGGUUGCCAAGAGAGGAAUCGACCUGAUGGCACUGAGUUUGGUUUUUUGGUUUUUAUCCAGGCCCAAAAGCAAUCUGUAGGGGAAAAAAAAAAAAAUCUCUCAUCAUAACGCCUGCUUGGAAAGUAGUAUUGCCACUGAGGAGAUUUGUAGGAGCUUAUGACAGCUGGUGGAAACCCUGGUGGCCUAGUGGUUAAGUGCUAUAGCUACUAACCAAAAGGUUGGCAGUUUGAAUCCAACAGGCGCUCCUUGAAAACUCUAUGGGGCAGUUCUACUCUGUCCUAUAGGGUCGCUAUGAGUCGGAAUCGACUCAACGGCACUGGGUUUUUUGGUUUAUGACAGCUGGAUUAUAGAUAAAAUUCUGACUUGUAAAUACUGUAUCACAUGUAAAGAGGAUGACAUCAGCCCAAGGAUGUUUGCCUUUUGCUUCAUUGUACUUUUUCUAAGGAGAGUUUUAAAUGCUUCCUAUCCUUUCUCUAAACAUAGCUCCAUGACAAUACUCUGAAGAAUCUUGAGGACAAACGUUCUUUACUACAGAAAAUGGCUAUUGUUUCUCCUCUAUUCCAGGCUAUUAUACUCAGCUGCCAGCUGCCACCUGUGGAAACCAAGCACGGAAGACAACUGGUACUAUGCUUACUUUGUAUUCUCCUUUUCCAGGUUCAGCAAAAACUGGAGAGCAUUCCUUUUAUUGUAGUUCCCAUGUUUUAAACUCCAGGUCAAGGCUUAAUAAAGAAAAAAUAAAAUAAAAAACACUCUUGCUUAAAGGACCCCACUCUUUAGAGAUGGGUGACCUUUAACAAAAGACUUCUAGGUUUAUUUAAAUGAUUUCCACUGCCUUAGUAAAUUAGGUUUAAUUUUACUUCAUUUACAUGGUGCCUUAUUGUACAGCAGAAAGAAUGACAGCCUAAUCUGUGUCAGCUACUUCCAGUGUGAAAUGAGAGAUUAAAGUGGAGGAUAAAAUUAUAUUGAAUUUAGCAAAGAUUUAUUGAGAAGCUACUGUCUGCUAAGGUGUUAUUCCAAGGAUUUUAAGUGAUACAAAUGCGACAUAAUAAUAAUUAGUGAAUUUUUCUUCACUGGCUGGUAUGAAUGGUUAAGUGCUUGAUUGCUAACUGAAAGGUUGGAGAUUUGAACCCAACCAGAGGUACCUUGGAAGGCAGGCCCAGUAAUCUGCUUCCAAAAGGUCAUAGCCUUGAAAAUCCUGUGGAGCAUUUCCAAUCUGCACACAUUGGGUCAUCAUAAGUCAGGAUCCACUUGACAGCAACUAGCAACCACAACAUGGAUCACUAGGUACUUUUGUAUACACUACCCCUUGAGAACAAGAUAGCCUACAAACCUGGUGCAGAGAUUUCCUAUAGACUAUAGAUUUAUUUAAGCAGAUUCAUUAAAGUUCAAACAGAUAUUCUGUCCAGAGACUUUCUGAAAUAAUACAUACAAAUUUUAUCUUCACAAUAUUACUUAACAUGAGCAGGGAAAGGGGUCAGUUUUACUUGGAAUGCACAAGUAAUAUGAAUGCCUAGAGGAGAUUGGUGAUUUAUUCCAGGUAAAAUCAUCAAGCACUGAUACAGUACUCACUCUGUGCAAGAUAGUAUUCUUAGCUAUUUACAUGUAUUAAUGAUUUAAUCCUUAAAUUAUAUUUUGAGGUAAGACCUAUAAUUAUUUUAAAGUGAGGAAACUGAGGCACGGAGAGAUUAAUAACUUGCCAAAUCCAUGUGGUAAGUAGCAGAACUAAUAUUUGAAUCCAUACUGUCUGUUAUGAGAGUUGGUGCUCUUUAAUUACUACACAAAUGUUACCUAAGGAAUCAGGAAAAGAAUAAUACUUAAACCUAGCUUUCCAAAAUGCUAGGUGUUUCCGGUAGAUUUUUCCAGCGAUCUCAGGACCUACCCGUGGAGCCUCUUAAGGGCCACAGUUGUUGGGCCAGUGUUGGUGAGUGGACCAAGCAACCUCCACCCCUUUCUAGUCUUAGAAAUCUCACUUUUCGGUGAUUUGCCUAAUUGGCCUCAAAGUACACUUCACUGAUGAAAAUAGUCAAAUAACUUUUUUUUUUUUUUUUAAGUUUGUAAAGCAUUGAUUUAGACCGGUUCUUCUCAAAGUUAAUUGUGUCUAUGAAACUCCUAUGCAUCUGGAAUGGAUCCUAGGAAGCUACGUUUUUAACAUGCACCUUAAUUGCGCUCUGAUAUAUUUUGAGAAAAACUGAGGAAGGCAAAAUUGGAAAAUGAUAUGGACUCCUGAAAAGAAAUGUUCUUUGCUAUAUUUAUUCAAAGUGUCAUUACAUCUUUUUGCAUGAAAUAUUUGUAAUUAGUGUAGUCAUGAUUGUAACUGUGAUGAUUGUUAUUAAAAAAAAAAAAAGCUCCUUUUCCCUGAGAAAGCCCCUGGUUCUCUCUCUACACAAGUCUUUCUAGACCCUUUCAGUUUCUUCACCCUCUGGAAUAAAAUAAAAAUAUAAAUGAGAGGAAAGGCAAUGUAGCUAGAGAAUGACAUGAUGCUUUCCCCAUUCAUUUGGUAAAGGUCCCCAUGACCAGGCCUAGAGAGACUUUAUUUAUUUAUUUUUUUAAGUGAGAGUUUACAAAUCAAGUCAGUCUCUCAUACAAAAAUUUAUAUACACCUUGUUAUACUCCUGGUUGCUCUCCCCCUAAUGAGACUAUAGACUCUUUCUCUCCACUCUUUUCAUGAGCAUUCAGCCAGCUUCUGACCGAAUUCUAAAGUCUCCUCCAUGUUCAACCUACGAAGGACGGUUUUCCUGUUGAAUGAACUACUGGAGGCGAAGUCAGGCAGGCUGCAGAUAAGGCUUUUUGUCAGCUCUCCAUUAACCAGUGGUGACGUAGCUUUUCAUUCUAGUCCUCCUGUUGUUUAUAUAUGACAACCAGAGUGCUCCACAAUUUGCUAUUGAGUUUCUAUUAUAUGUGCCAAACAGGGGUUAUGCAUAUCAAUUAAUGCAUUAGACUAGUGGUGUUAUUUGUUCUAUUUCAUCACAGAUACAAACGCUUACACAGGUGCUUAGUUAUCGGUGCAUUGAUAAUGGAAAGCACAGGCAUCUGUCUAGGUUAGGGGCCACUUCCUUGAAUUUGCAUAGCACCUGUGCUACCUCCAACAUUAUGGCAAUUUUGUAUUUACGUUUACAUGCUUCUCUCUUUGAGUAUACGGUAAACUCAAGGGAAGUUGUAGUCUUUCAUAUCUGUUUCCUUGGACUAAGAGUGUGCUGGACACAGGGUAUCUAUUGGAUGAACAUAUUCAUAAGUGAAAACUGCUAGAGUGUUAACUGAGAGUUCAGAUUUUGAACUCUUUGAUUAUUGAGUUGUGGGGAUGGCUAGUGUGAGCAAGGAAGAAAACUUAUACCUGUCCUUUGUUGAGGAUGAACUGAUCCUGGCAGUCUGAGUUCAGACCUUGAACCCUUUGAUUAUUGAGUGGUGGGGAUGGCUAGUGAGAGGAAGGAAGAAAACUUACAACUGACCUUUAUUGAGGAUGAACUGAUCCUGACAGUCUAUUUCUUUCACUACAUGAAGUGUCAUGGAUGGAUCACCUCUCCAGUAGAAUUUUGCAAUUCUAAAAAUGGAGUCAUCUGACAGGUCGCAGAUAAGAAGCCUAUCUUCCAUUCAGUUUCAAAAUC